AUGCCAGACUCUCAACACGGUAAUCCAUCGUUGAUGCUUAACAAGAUCGACGAUUUGUCGUUCGAAGACCUUUCAGUUCCACAAAUCACGGAACCCUUAGAUGUUAUUGUCGAAGUUAAAAAGACUGGGAUUUGCGGGUCAGAUAUUCACUACUAUGCCCAUGGUAAAAUUGGUCAAUUUGAAUUGAGAAAGCCAAUGGUCAUGGGUCACGAAUCCUCAGGUGUUGUCAGCAAAGUUGGACCUGGUGUUAAACAUUUGAAAGUGGGUGACAGGGUUGCAAUCGAGCCAGGUGUGCCAUCAAGAUACAGUGAGGAAUACAAGUCUGGAAAGUAUGAGUUGUGCCCAUGCAUGGUCUUUGCUGCUACUCCUCCAGUCAACCCGGACGAUGAAAGUGCUCAAGGGACCUUGUGUAAAUACUACAAGGCGCCAGCAGAUUUCCUUUUCAAGUUACCUGACAGUGUUAGCUUGGAAUUAGGUGCCAUGGUUGAGCCAUUAACCGUUGGUGUCCACGCCAUCAAGUUAGUCAAUUUGACAUUUGGAGAAAACGUGGUUGUUUUUGGCGCUGGUCCUGUUGGGUUAUUGGCAGCAUCGGCAGCCAAGGUUUACGGAGCACAAAAUGUCAUGGUGGUUGACAUUUUCGACGAAAAGUUGAAAUUGGCAAAAGAUAUUGGUGCUGCUACACACGUAUUUAACUCAAAAACCGGCGACUACAAGGAUUUGCUCAAAGCUUUUGGUGGCAUUAGGCCUGAGGUUGUUUUGGAAUGUAGUGGAGCUGCUCCUUGUAUCAAGUUGGCUAUCCAGGUUGUUGCUGAUGGAGGAAGAGUUGCCCAAAUUGGUAAUGCUGGGGGUGAUGUUCCUUUCCCAAUUAUUGAGUUUGCUACCAGAGCCAUUCGUUUAUACGGAAGUUUUAGAUACGGAUAUGGUGAUUAUGCCACCUCAAUCAAAAUCUUGGAAAAGAAUUACGGCCAAGGAAAGGAGCACAUUAUAGUUGAUUUUGAAAAGUUGAUUACAAACAGAUUUUCAUUCAAUGAUGCUAUUAAGGCUUAUGACACUGUGAGAGAGGGCAAAGGCACUGUAAAGUGUAUAAUUGAUGGUCCAGAAUAG
Messenger RNA from Lodderomyces margitis, 1104 nucleotides. It is a transcript of the gene XYL2, whose product is annotated as L-iditol 2-dehydrogenase. Gene Ontology annotation, biological process: D-sorbitol catabolic process. Lineage: Eukaryota; Fungi; Ascomycota; Pichiomycetes; Serinales; Debaryomycetaceae. Bases 1 to 1104 code for a protein of 367 amino acids. The transcript has a single exon. Gene Ontology annotation, molecular function: zinc ion binding; L-iditol 2-dehydrogenase (NAD+) activity. The record is from RefSeq and is a predicted model, not a curated record.